AUGGGGUCGGACGAUGAUAACCUAAACAUCAAAGUUGUUCUACUCGACGAUAACACGGUAGCACCUUCAUGGGCCCAAAAUAGAAACAAGGAGAAGCUCGUGGAGCCGAGCUGGAAACCGAAAGAUGACCAAACGCUCAUCGAUUGCAGAGUGCUCGAGACGCUUCAAGAGCACUGGAAGAAGAUCUCUGGUAGCAGCGAGACGGCCGCGUUCGCCAACGCUCGCGUGGACUGGAAGGAGACCCCCGAGGCGCACGUCUUCAAGGCCGACCUCCCUGGUGUGAAGAAGGAGGAGGUCAAGGUGGAGGUGGAGGACGGCAACGUGCUCGUCGUCAGCGGCGAGCGCACCAAGGAGAAGGAGGACAAGAACGACAAGUGGCACCGUGUGGAGCGCAGCAGCGGCAAGUUCGUCAGGCGCUUCCGCCUGCCGGAGGACGCCAAGGUGGAGGAGGUGAAGGCCGGGCUGGAGAACGGUGUGCUCACCGUCACCGUGCCCAAAGCAGAGGUCAAGAAGCCCCAGGUGAAGGCCAUCGAAAUCUCCGGCUGAGUGGACGCGUAUCGUCGACGUAUGAUGAUCUUUUGGGCCGGAGCCAGUUUGGUUGAUGUGUGUAAGAGUUCUGCAACCUAAAAUUAUGCUAUAGUUGUGUCUUUGUUCUUGUCGAGUCUUAUCUCUGAUGAGACAUAUCUGUAGUGCGUUUCUUUUCCCUGUCUUGUCUGUUCUUGUGUAAUCGCCAACAUAUUUGGCGAUGAAUAAAUGAGAAAUAAAUCCUUUGUUUUUUUA
Molecule: messenger RNA, 780 nt
Organism: Triticum urartu
Lineage: Eukaryota; Viridiplantae; Streptophyta; Magnoliopsida; Poales; Poaceae
Product: 16.9 kDa class I heat shock protein 1
Source: RefSeq, a predicted model, not a curated record